AUGGGAGAAACUAUUUCACCCCAUGUCAUGCCAAAUGCAGGGGAAACGCUUCAAACACCUACUGAUUGGGUGUCCUAUGUUCAUCAAUUGAACAAUCAGCAUAAUCAAGCUAUGCAAAACAUGUUGCGUGAGCAACAAAUGUUGCGGGAGCAACAAAACCUUAUGCAAAAUAUGCUAAAUCAGGCAUUAUCAAGGGUUACUCUGCAACCCACCCAGACACCGCCAGAGUCAUCACCAUCCAGAUUACAGGCAAAUUUUGCGGGGCCCUCUUACGUGGAUAGCACUUUUCCAAGUGCUACUGCUACUAGGGUUGAUAUGGGAAAGACUCCUCUCACAUACCCAAUUAAUGUUCCACUGGGUGUUAGGGUCGAAUCAACCGACCCCAGAGAAGACAGAUUAGGGGGACAGGCUCACAAUCCCAUUCCUGUAUUUGAUCCUGUUCCGCCAAUGGUAGCUCCGGAAGACAUUGCUCAAGUCUUGAGAGUGCAUUUUGGAAUGAAUCCUCAGACGGUCAACAGACCGGCAUAUCAGAGGUCAUUCCCAGAAAGAAUCAUCAAUGAGCACCCCCUUCCGAGGAAUUAUAGACCACCCGACUUUCACUCGUUUUCAGUAGAAGAUGGAGCUUCAACCAUUGAGCACGUGGGACGCUUCACGGCUCAAUUGGGGGAAGUAGGCAAUAAUUCGUUUUACAAAUUACAAUUGUUUGGAUUAUCGCUCACCAGAACCGUUUUUUCUUGGUUCGCGAAUAUGCCGCCAGGACUGUUGCAAACUUGGGAAUGCCUGGAGGCCGCAUUCCAUGCAAGAUUCUUUAAUCCGCUCCCGACGGUCUCGCUCACAGAUUUCUUGGAGAUCCGGCAGAUGCUAGAAGAGACUGCAUAUCAAUUUAUAGAGCGGAUACGCCUCAUGAAGGGACGGUGCCCGACAAUCAUUGAAGAAAGUGAGAUGACCAAUUUAGUGGUCAGGAAUAUGCAUACCAGACUUCGGGAGGUGUUGACAGCUCAUGAUGUUUAG
Molecule: messenger RNA, 1011 nt
Organism: Andrographis paniculata
Lineage: Eukaryota; Viridiplantae; Streptophyta; Magnoliopsida; Lamiales; Acanthaceae
Exons: 1
Coding region: 1-1011 (336 amino acids)
Source: RefSeq, a predicted model, not a curated record